Messenger RNA from Oikopleura dioica, 684 nucleotides. NCBI's taxonomy places the organism in Eukaryota, Metazoa, Chordata, Appendicularia, Copelata, Oikopleuridae. The record is from the annotation of a GenBank genome assembly.
AUGAAAUUUUUUACAAUUUUCGGCUCAGCUGUUUUCGCUCAAAAAUGCGAAAAACCGACUGACAUUUCGAACCCCAACUCGGAGCUUCACUGCAUCGGUGCCGGCGGAAAUUGUGGAAUCAAUGAGGAUUUUGCGAGAAAAGGAUGGCAGGCAUAUUUAACUGUUCCCGGACAAACGGCUGAAAAUACUGUCUGGACUGAGGCACAGAAAUACUGUGAGUCCAUGGGCAUGAAUCUCGCGACUGUUGCAAACGAGCAAGAACACAAAGAUCUCAUGACAUACACUGUCGAGUACGGGAAGUGCAUGACGAAUGUUACCAACCGACCUGGCAAUUUCUUCAUUGCUCUCAAUCGAGUCAAUAAUCAUGAUGAGUUCAAGUGGACUUAUCGCAAUGCUCCUGGAGAAGAGAAAACCUGCCUUCCAUACGAAUUCGGAGACGGGCUCAACAAAUUUGAAACCGAAGACAAGCUCAUCGACAAAUUUUGCGUCUACAUGGAAAGUGGAUCUGGCUCAAACCAGUCGAAAAACUGGAAACAAGUUGAUUGCAACAAGAACCCAACUGGAACUCAAAUUGGCUUUGUCUGCCAGCCGCGAAGAGAUGUAGAAGAAUGCAAAAGUGGCGCCGCCGGGUUUUCUUCCUUGAGUGCAAUGAUUUUUAUGCUUGCAUAUUUUUUGAUUGAAUAA